AUGGUCCGAUUAGCCCUUCCAACCUGCUCCCUAGCAGCCCUCUCAUCCAUCCUCCUUCUCAAUUCCUCCGCUUCCGCUGCCUCAACAGCCAGCUCACGAUGCACCCGCUCCUUCCUCAACUCCGUCACUGCCCAGUACAUCACCGCCCAAUCCCUCGGUGAAUCAACCGCCUUCAUCACCUCUCUGCUCUCUCCCUCCGGCAACCUCACCAUAGGAAACCCCAGCAACAACACCACAACCCCAUCAUUCCUCUACAAAGAAAAUGAGGUCCCCCUCUUCCCAACAUCCCCCAACUCAACCCUCUCCAUACCCAUCAAAGUCGACUUCCACCGCUCCGCUCACGACCCUACCCGCUGCGCAACGUUUACCGAACUCAUCGCCGCUAACAAUCCGGGUCAUCCAUAUGUCAUCCACACCCGCAUGGAAUUCUCUCCCUCUACUCUUCUCCCAACCUUAAUCGAAAGCGUCGUGACCGACAAAGGCGACUGGCUCUUUAACGCAACCGGCACCCUUUCCCUCGCCCUCCAAGAAUCUUGGCCUCCCAUCCCCUCCAACUCUUCAGCCCGUACCAGUUACUCCCAGCUCCAAGCCGUCGGCGAUUCAUAUUUCAACAGAUUCGGCAACACUUCCGUUACCGUACCAUGGGGACCUCCCUGUAUCAGGAUCGAAGGCGGCUUGCCCGCUCACGGGAACUUGACUGCCGAUGGUCGCUGCCUGCAAGAGUGGCCGAGCACUAUCAUUGUGCCGUGGAGGAGGUACGUAGUCGACGAAGAGAUGGGCGUGGACGCAGGGGGAGGCGCCGAUGCCUGA
Molecule: messenger RNA, 810 nt
Organism: Sordaria macrospora k-hell
Lineage: Eukaryota; Fungi; Ascomycota; Sordariomycetes; Sordariales; Sordariaceae
Source: RefSeq, a predicted model, not a curated record